AUGGUUCUUUUCACUUCCUUUCUACUCCUCCCCAUCGUUUUUCCUCUUUCUUUAAAUUCUUCUUCUUCUUCUUUGCAAUCUCUGGUUCUUCCUGCUUCUUUCUUUCUUUCAUUUUUUUCUUUCUUACGAAUUCUUCUCUUCUUCGUCUUUUGCUCCUCCUCCUUCUACUCCUUUCGCAUCUUCUUCUUCUCCUUAUUCUUCUACUUCUUCUUCUACUUCUGUCUCAUCCUCCUUCUAUUCCUUCCUAAUACUCUUCUCUUUUCCCCCCUCCUUCUUCUUCUUGUACUCCUCCUUCUACUCCUGCUUCUUCUACUCCUUCCUUCUCAUCUUCUCUUUCUCCUUCUUCUUCUGCUCCUUCUUCUUCUGGUCCUCCUUUUUCUACUCCUUCCUCCUCCCCUUCUCCUCCUUCUACUCCCUCUCCGCCUUCUGCUCCUUCUCCGUCUUCACCUUCUAUUCCUCCUUCUCCUACUCCCUUCUCCUCUUCUUCUUCUUUUCAUUUUUCUUUUACAUUUUUUUUUUCUGUCUUCAUUUUUUUUCUCACCUCCUUCUCAUCUCUCUCAUUCUUCAUCUGAACUCAUCUUAAUCUGUCGUUCUCUUUUCUCUUUUUCUCCCAAUAUUUACUAUUUUAUCCCUUUUUUUCUUUUUAAAUUCUUCACCUCUUUCUUAAUUGACCUACGAUUGCCGUCUUCAUCCCCACUUGAUCCAUCAACCAUUCCUUCCCAUCAUUCCUUCCUCUCUUCCUUCUUUGGAGAAUUGUCUCUGUCUUUACCGCGAGAUGAGAACCAUUUUCUUCAGUCGUUUUUUUUUCUCAAGUCUCUUUUUCUUAGUCUGUCUGUUACACACAACCUAAAUCAAUCUUGA
Messenger RNA from Acanthosepion pharaonis, 861 nucleotides. The record is from the annotation of a GenBank genome assembly. Lineage: Eukaryota; Metazoa; Mollusca; Cephalopoda; Sepiida; Sepiidae.